Molecule: messenger RNA, 3372 nt
Organism: Puntigrus tetrazona (Sumatra barb)
Lineage: Eukaryota; Metazoa; Chordata; Actinopteri; Cypriniformes; Cyprinidae
Gene: gabrr2b
Product: gamma-aminobutyric acid type A receptor subunit rho2b
Exons: 10
Coding region: 992-2389 (465 amino acids)
Biological process (GO): nervous system process; chemical synaptic transmission; regulation of membrane potential
Cellular component (GO): synapse; GABA-A receptor complex; membrane
Molecular function (GO): GABA-A receptor activity; neurotransmitter receptor activity; extracellular ligand-gated monoatomic ion channel activity
Source: RefSeq, a predicted model, not a curated record
GAAGUAGUAUUUUUAUGUUUGCACAUUCACCCCGGAUAAAUCAGCGUGCUUUAACAUUGUGUAAAAGUGUGCCACAUUAAUAAUUUUGACACAUAAUGCAUUUAAAAUGACUUUCUUGCUUAGUAUUUAUGUCUUGUUUUAAAUGAUUCAAUCAAGAUGCAUUUAUUUUACAAGUAAAACUUUUACGAUAUCAUAUGUUCUUUUAAAUAAUCGUGUUUAGCCUUUGAAAGAUCAUUAAGAGUUUUCUUGAUUUUUUUUCUUAUAGUAAAAAUUGCUUGUUUUAAGCAUGAACUUGAUGUUAUAUAGGCUAUAUAUACUGUAUUUAAAUGAAUCGAAUUCAGAUCAAAUCUCAGUUUUGCCUGUCCGUUCCUUUUUAAUCUUCAAACAAGCUGAAAGUGUUUAGAGUACUUCAAGAUGUAAAAAAAAAAAUGUCCUUUCAACAUUGACUUCAGUCUUGCUGUUUUGAUCUGUCAUACGAUCAUGUGACAUAUGAGAUGUUAUGAUGAUGAAUCAUAUGAUGCAACUUUGGUUUCCAUUUCCAUUCUACCAGCUUUACUGAAAAACUACUGGAGGAACGAGUUUGUUUUGCGGGUUGCUUUUGUUAGAAAAUUGAUCAUUCGAUUAUUAGAGUUCCCAUUUUGCUACAAUCCAAGAGCAUUUAAAGUGCCCCUAUUAUGGAUUUUUUUUUUUUAAUACAUUUUUUUGUAUGAAAAGAUCCUGCGUAUAAAAUGAUUGUCUCUCAAAAACAAAGAGUCGACUCUGAGUCACUGAACCGAGUCAUUUCCCGAGCCGUUUAAUUUUGACGUCGCAGGCGCCUGACAGCAAUCAGCCUACACGAGGGGUGAAAUGACUCGAAGCGUCGUUGUAAUCGCGAAGCGCUCGACCAAUCAGAGCGCGCGUUCGGCUCCAGAACUAACUUCACUCUGAAUGAACGUCGACUGGAAGGCGAGAUGCUCUUCAGCUCGGGUGACCGUCCAGUCUUUCCUUCACCAUGUCUCGCUUUAUAAAAGCUGUCUUUCUUCUGCUGUGCGCGAGCGUGCGCGUCCAGAGCGGGAAGAUGAAGCACAGCCUCAGGAGGACGUCUGGGCAGCAGCACAAACACGGCACUCCGCUUUUCAAGAAGAUGCUGGAUGAAACUAAGACACAUCAGGUGAGAUCUGACCAUCUGCUGCGUGUGGACGAUCAUGACUUCACCAUGAGACCAGCAUUUGCGGGUCCAGCAGUACCAGUCGGUGUGGAUGUACAGGUAGAGAGUUUGGACAGUAUCUCAGAAGUAGAUAUGGACUUCACCAUGACGCUAUACCUGAGACACUACUGGAAGGACGAUCGAUUGUCUUUUCCCAGUAAAACCAAUAAAAGCAUGACUUUCGAUGGCCGACUGGUGAAGAAAAUCUGGGUUCCUGAUGUGUUCUUUGUGCAUUCCAAACGAUCCUUCAUCCACGACACAACCACGGAGAACAUCAUGAUCCGGGUGUAUCCUGAUGGACACGUGCUCUACAGCCUCAGGGUGACUGUAACUUCAGCAUGUAAUAUGGACUUCAGUCGGUUCCCGCUGGACACGCAGACCUGCACGUUAGAGCUGGAGAGCUAUGCUUACACUGAUGAAGACCUGAUGCUCUACUGGAAGAGUGGAGAUGAAUCACUGAGCACAGAUGACAAGAUCUCUCUGUCUCAGUUCCUCAUUCAGAAGUUUCACACCACCUCCAGACUGGCCUUCUACAGCAGCACAGGUUGGUACAAUCGUCUUUACAUCAACUUCACUCUGCGUCGUCAUAUCUUCUUCUUCCUGCUUCAGACGUAUUUUCCCGCCACUCUGAUGGUCAUGCUGUCAUGGGUGUCCUUUUGGAUCGACCGGCGAGCCGUUCCUGCUCGUGUCUCGUUAGGCAUCACAACUGUUCUCACCAUGUCCACCAUCAUCACCGGAGUGAACGCCUCCAUGCCCAGAGUCUCCUACAUCAAAGCUGUGGACAUUUAUCUGUGGGUCAGUUUCGUCUUUGUCUUUUUAUCAGUACUUGAGUAUGCUGCCGUCAACUACCUGACCACAGUGCAUGAUGGGACAGAUCGCAAAUCAAAGGAGAAGCCUUUACCCUGCACAUGUGACAUAUCUCACGCGAGGACUGUGAUUCUGGAUGAAGCAUACAGUAAACCUGACACUAAUGGCCUGGCAGGAUAUACCCAGGAACCUGUGUCCUCUGAGGAGCCUGCAGAUAAACAGGACCACAUGGUGGUCUGCCUGUCUUUGGCAAAUCAGGCCACUGGAGCCAAGAAAAAGACCCUUCGAGGCUUCCGUAUCAUCCAAAACACUCAUGUCAUUGAUGCCUACUCUCGCAUGAUCUUCCCAGGGGCCUUUAUAUUCUUCAAUCUCAUCUAUUGGUCUGUAUACUGCUGAAUUGAGAUUGUGGUUGUAGCAUAUUGAAAUACUGAUGUAUUAACAAAAGUAAAAGAAAAUUGUUAUUUGUUACGGAUUAAGGCGAACAAGAUCCUGAUAUAAUGCAUGUACACCCAGCUAGCAGAUAGGCUUUCUGGGAUAAGAAAGAUGUAAAUGUAAGAAUCCUAUUUGUUAAUUGCAUUUACACUUUUUUUAAUUACUUGGUACUAUUUUCAAACGUAAGUGGUCUUUGUCAUUUGAAAUGACCUGGUGCUGAAUGAAUGUUACUGUACUGUAACAUCAGAAUAGAGAUUACAUGUACAAAAGCCAUAAUAAAACAUAUUUAUAUGAGUAAAUGACGUGGAAAGAACACAUCAAAAGUCAUAUAUAGAGGAAAGUAUUUUAUUUCGCAGUAUCCUUUACAAACACCACAGUGGUUCCGUUGUCAAACAAUACAUUUAAACACUUUAAUCUAAAUAGAGAAUCUGUUUAACUUUAACUUGUCCAUACAUUUUUAUCAAGUUCACCCUGAAUGUCUUCUUUGUUCACGCACCAUAGGACAAACCUUCUGGCAUGAUGGUGCAGUUAUGUCGCGAACAGCUUCUUAUGUUCCGAUCAAAGUUUGCAAAACAAGUUUUGUAUGUUGUUUCUGGGUUGGCAUCAUUUUGAGGUCCUCUGAGGGCUUGGCUUCAUCUCUUCUCAGGUGUUCGUCAUCUCAGGUCUUUGUUGAAGACUGACGUUACCUCACGAUGCCAAUGAACAUAAUUAGCGUAGCUACUGUCUUCUGCUUAUGUUCCUCUGUUAAUCAUCUUUUCAUUGAGGGCCUGGGUCUACCUAUUUGAUCUGCAGUAGGUCUUCCAGUGAUACCUCGCUCCAUGUUUGCCUGUUGCAAAUGCUCACAGAAAUUUGUACAAAUAUGGUAUGCGAUUGUGAUCAUCAGGUAAAAGAAAUGAGUACUUCUGAUAUCUUUUACCAUUGUUCUGUCAUGGAUUAAAGCUCUCACG